This is a messenger RNA of Hansenula ciferrii, 2646 nucleotides long. It is a transcript of the gene SPO75, whose product is annotated as Spo75p. The transcript has a single exon. Gene Ontology annotation, cellular component: plasma membrane. Lineage: Eukaryota; Fungi; Ascomycota; Saccharomycetes; Phaffomycetales; Wickerhamomycetaceae. Gene Ontology annotation, molecular function: calcium-activated cation channel activity. The record is from RefSeq and is a predicted model, not a curated record. The coding region runs from base 1 to 2646 and encodes 881 amino acids.
AUGGCAUUGCUAGAUUAUCAAACUUAUACCUCAUAUUUUGAUCCCAAUCAUAAUGGAACAGAUCAAGGGUUCCUCCAUAUGUUGGACUUUCUCAAUACACCAAGGUCUGGUUCUGCUCAAAACUCUGCUGGUAUCACUAUUAGAACUUUCAUAACUUCUGUUAUGAUUUCAUUUUUAUAUUGUGCUUUUCAAACUUCAAUCUUCAGUUUACUUCGUUGCAAAUUUAAAAACAUUUAUCAACCAAAUUGUUAUUAUAUCCCUGAUGAUGUUAAGUUAUACCCAUUAGAGGAGGGAUUUUUCAGUUGGAUUAAAGCUGCUUUGUUUCACCCAUUAGAUGAUUACAAAAAUAUUGGGUUAGAUGCUUAUUUUUUCAUCAGAUACUUGUGUUUCCUUUUAGUUCUUUUUUCAGGUUUGGCUGUGUUCAACUUACCUGUUUUGAUUCCUGUUAAUUAUUAUUCAGGUUAUGAAAAUUAUAAACCAGAUGAUCUUAUAAAGUAUGCAAAUGGAACAAUCCCUAAAAUGACAUUAGGAUUGGAUAGAAUUUCAAUGUCAAAUAUUGCCCCAUUGUACACAAAGAGAUUAAGUAUACAUUUAACAAUGACUGUCAUCUCAAUUCUUUGGUUUCAUGGAUUGGUUAUAACUGAGUUGAGAAAUUACUUGAAAAUCAAAAAUCAAUAUUUAGCAAAAAAAGCACAAUCAGGAGGAAGACCAGAACUUUCAAGAAACUCUGAAAAUACUUUAUUAAUCAACAAUGUACCUUCAAAUCUUUUGAAUAGAAGGGACUUAUCAGAUGUGUUUAAUAAGUUAUCAGGUUGUAAAAUUAAAAAUAUUUGGUUUGUUUAUGACUAUAAAGAUUUAAAAGAUUUCCAUAUAAAUGAUGUUAAACUCCUUGAUUCUAUUGAAAAUUUAGAAAGCAAGCUCAUAACUUCCAAAUUUUUUGAAAUUGAAAAUGAUUUAAUUGAAGAUCUUUCCAAAUAUAAGUACAAUAAAAGAUUAGCUGGUCUAAGAAGCGUUGCUGAUUUCAGAGUCACAUUCAUGUAUUAUGUUGUACCAAGAGGUUAUAUUUUGAAUAGAAGACUGAAAUUACAAGAAACAAUUGAUCUGUAUAUUGAUAAUAGAAACCAACUUAAAAGUAAAAGGUCUUUAUUGAUUGCAAGAGAAAGAGGUCCUUUGAAUGACCAAAAGUACAAUAAAGUAUUUAUACAAUUUGAAGAUAGUUUCCAACCUCAUUUAUUGAAUCAAAUUCAAAUCUCUGAUAAGAUGAAUGAACUUGAUGGUACUUUAAUCUUUGUUAACCCUAAAGAUUUGAUUUGGGAAAACUUGUCUGUUCAAAGCAAUAUGCAGGUCUUUAUUAGAGUUUUACUUGGUAAUACUUUUGGUGUGAUUAUAAUCUUAGGAUGGGUUAUUCCUGUUGCUUUCAUUGGGUUAGUUUCCCAGCUUCCUUAUUUGACAGUCUUGAUACCAUUUUUAUCUUGGUUGAACUAUUUACCAGACUAUAUAACUGAUGUCAUUUCCAAUUUCCUUUCAGUUAUACUUUUAGUCUGCCUUUCAGAACUGGUACCAUAUAUAUUUAGAUACCUCGGUUAUAUUAAGUGUAAAAAGACAGGUGCUCAAGUGGAAGUUGAUGUUCAAAACUGGAUGUUCAUUUUCUCAUUUAUUCAUAUAUUCAUGGUGGUGACAAUUUCCUCAGGUUUGACAGUUAUAGUUGAAGGACUUGUUAACAAUCCAGUUUCAAUUCCAAAUAUCUUAGCAAGAAACUUACCAAAGUGUUCAAAUUUCUUUUUCUCAUAUUUGAUGAUCAGAGGGUUCUCGUAUUUUGGUAAUAAUCUUUUACAAAGUGUUCAGUUAUUCAAAAACUUAUUUGUCUAUCCAUUAGUUGAUUCAACACCAAGAAGAAAAUUUAAAAGAUUAGCAUCAGUCCCAGUUUACCAUUGGGGAUCAGUUUAUCCAACAUUCGCAGUUUUGGGAUCAAUUGGAUUAAUUUAUUCCAUUUUAUCACCAUUGAUUCUUAUAUUUUGUUGUGUUUCGUUUGGUUUGGUGAUUAUAUCUUUCAAAUAUUCUGCUAGAUAUCAAUAUUCCCAUGAUAACCCAUCUGAGAAUCAUGGUAUAUUUUAUCCAAAGGCAAUAUUUCAACUUUAUUCAGGUAUUUACUUCAUGGAGAUUUGUCUUAUUGGUAUUUUUGCAUUAUCAAGAGAUGAAACAAACUCAGCAAACUGCCUUAGUCAUGCUUUUGUUACAUUUGUUUUGUUGAUACUCACUGCUGCAGGUCAAGUUCAAAUGAAUAAAAUGUUCAAUAGACUACUAUCUAAAAAUUUUCCAUUGACUUUAUAUGAACCUAAAGAACCUAAAGAUAAGGAUGAAUCGUCUAAUACUAAGGAAAACCAAACCACUAAAGUAGAACAUGAAGAUCAAAUAGAGGCAAAACAACCCAAUGAGGACUUGUUCAAUGAUACUUUCCACCAUGAAUGUUUUCAGCAUAAAAAUAACAUAGUUUGGGUUCCAAGAGACACACAUGGCAUUUCUAACAUCGAAUUGCAGCACUUAAAAGAGCUUGGAAUUGAAUGUUCAAAUCAAAAUACAGAAUUGACCAAUGAUGGGGAGCUUCAGAUUUAUAGUUCACCUCCGGAUCACAUCAUGGAUUCUUAA